Soboliphyme baturini is the source of this 747-nucleotide messenger RNA. The record is from the annotation of a GenBank genome assembly. NCBI's taxonomy places the organism in Eukaryota, Metazoa, Nematoda, Enoplea, Dioctophymatida, Soboliphymatidae.
CUGUUUAUCGUCUAUAGCUGCAGAAAUAUUGUUGAAUAUUUUGUCAUUGUGGUUUAUGUGAUAAAAGUAUUUUUAUUUCAGGGGUCCACCGUGCAAAGACAGGCAAGCUGUAAGGAGCGGGCCAAAGAAUUUCCAACCUACAAGGACAACGACUUUCUCGAAGAAAAGUGUCAGUUGUAUUUAUCGGAAGAUUCCAUGCAAAGGCUCAUCGAACUUCUGAUGGCUGAUACGGAGUUCUUGGCUGGUCUGCAUCUAAUGGAUUAUUCGUUGUUGGUUGGAAUCCAUUUACUCGAUCAGCCGUCGAACGCGAACGAUGACCACACGGAAGGCGACGCUGACGCAGACGAGGCCGAUGAUGGGGACUCCAGUGUCCCGGACAAUGAAUCGACAGGUUCGAACGAUUUUAGCCAGCCAACGCCCCCUGAUUCGCCAGUGCCCUUUAGUGGUGCGUUUGCUCCUUUUACUAUUUCGAGCAGCAAUAUCGAUCUCGAUGACGAUUUCUACGCCGUUCCUUCUCGGCCAGAUGCACCAGAAAGGGCCAUUUACUUCAUUGGUCUGGUGGACAUAUUGACUUAUUAUGGUGUUAAGAAAAAAACCGCAGCUGCUGCAAAGACCGUCAAGUAUGGCCCUGAAGCGGAGAUUUCUUCGGUUAAACCGCAGCAGUAUGCAAAACGCUUGGUUGACUUCGUUGUCAAAGCUGUGAACUGUGAACAAAAGACUGUCGCCGUCUCCACCAUUGCUUUUUGA